ACAAAGCGCCCCGGCGCCGGACUCUCACGCCGACGACAGCGCGCGGAGAGUCCGGAUCCAGUCGGCGGCAGGCGCCGCGCGCCGGGUUUUGGCGCCGACCACGUGCGGCCCAGCUGAGGUGACUGGCAGGACUUGUUUACUGGUGGAGAGACUCGCAGAAAGGGAGACGGAAAGAGGGGGAACCUGAGGGAGAGCGACUGGUACAUGGAACGGGAAUGCAAGUUUUUCUACUUGGCCCGUGUUUUUAAGUCUUUUUACGUUUGUUUAUCGCAUCCUUUCUCGCUUACUGGGCACGAGACGCUCACUUCGCGUGUGUUUUGCUGAUUUUUUAACUCUACCGCCGACACUGAAAGCUCGUUUGUUUUGGAUGAGCUAGCUAGCGUUAGCUGUUUUCCCCGUCAGCUAACGUUAAUCUGAGAAAAGGCAACGGGCGGCGUGCUACUGACUUUUCUCACUUCGCGGCAACGUGCAGCCUGAACGGAGACGGUGUUUUUGCGGCUUUUUCUCGGCGGCGGACGGCAGAGAAGCGGCGUUUCUCCCCCACUUCGCCGCAUUUGUUUCCCCGUCUCCCGUUUUGCCGUGUUCUGGGUGUUCGUCCGUUUGCGGCGUGGUGGUCAGCUGGGGUGAAGGAGUUCAGAGGAAGGUCGUAGUGGGGAAAGCCGCGUCGCUGCACGUUUUUCCUGCACGUAGCUGCUCCGAGGAGUUUCCCGGGGAUGUUUUCCCACCUGUCUUACGAAGGGUGAGCCUCCGACAGGACGAUAUUAGGACCUGUGGACUCGUCAGGGGAGCGCGUAAACCCUCUUACCCCCGGCUUGGUUCUGUAUUGGACCAGAUCCACAACCUGAGUCCGCGUCUGCUGGAGGAACGCAGUAGGGAAGCAGUUUUUUUAAAGCCAAGCAUACGGAACACAGUUCUUCUAAAUUGUUUUCUGAAGUGGGUCUCCCCUCACUGGAGCAGUGCAUUAUAGAGAAAUGAGCCCAGGGCCAGUGGACCUCCUUCGGGGAUCUCUAAACUAGCCCUCUGCUGUGGAAAAUUAAUAAUAACACUAUUAUCCUUCUCCUGAUUCGCUAAAGCACAAAAAUUAAACAGAUGAAGGUGGACCCCCGCCGUCACUUAUGGAAAAUGAAGACUUUUACACGCGCGUGUGUCGCCAGAACCCAGGAUCACGUUAUUUAGUGGUCUGCUUAAGGCGAGCAGGGGGGCAACCUUCAGUCACCUGGCUCUAUUGGACCUGAAGAAUCUGUUCGCUACUUUUGAUAUCUCCAGCGUCUUUCGAAAUAUAAAUAUUUCUCCUAAGAUUGGAGAUUUUUUCUUUUUUUUAUCUUUGUGGAGACGCCUCAACAGCAGGAGGGCACAACUUAUUCUCAAGUCAAAAUGAGGCGGUGGACGCUAAAGCUGCGAGCACAAAUUGUGUUUUUUAUCCUCUGCACCUGCAUUAUAUGCCAGUGUGGACUAAUAAACGGAGAAAUUUGUCAGAGCAAGGACAUCCGUAACAAUGUGACCAAUCUUCAAUCUUUGGAGAACUGCACUGUUAUCGAGGGCCACCUGAAGAUUCUGCUUAUGUUCAAGACCAAGACCGAGGACUUCAGAGGUCUGAGCUACCCAAAGCUGCGAGUUGUGACCGACUACGUGCUGGUGUUCAGAGUUUAUGGCCUCGAGACUCUCGGCAACCUCUUCCCCAACCUGACCGUGAUCCGUGGCAACAACCUCUUCUUCAACUACGCUCUUGUGAUCUUUGAGACGCUGCAGAUGAAGGAGGUGGGUCUCCACAGCCUGAUGAACAUCACCCGCGGCGCGGUGAGGAUCGAGAAGAACCCCGACCUGUGCUACCUGACUACCCUGGACUGGUCCAAAAUCCUGGAUUCAGUAGAGGACAACUUUAUUGUAGCCAAUAAGAAUGAGGGGGAAUGUGGAGACGUGUGUCCUGGCACUGCCCAAGGUCAGCCUAUCUGCCAUCAGAACACCAUCAACGGACUAUUCAGGGGACGGUGCUGGUCGCAGAGCCACUGCCAGAGAAUGUGCCAUGACAAGUGUAAGCAUGGUGCGUGCAGCCUGCAGGGCCAGUGCUGCCAUGAGCAGUGUCUGGGUGGCUGUUCUGAACCAGGUAAUGCCAGCAGCUGUGUGGCCUGCAGGAACCUCCAACAUGGCAACACCUGUGUGGAGAAAUGUCCCGCCGGAUUCUUUGUCUUCAGGGGCUGGCGCUGCAUCAGCUUCUCUUUAUGCCAGGAACUCCAUAACCAGUGUAAGCAGACAAAGAAGAUGAACCAGGAUCGAGAUUCAGGCUGCUAUGAAUACGUCAUUCACAAUGGAGCCUGUAUUCCAGAGUGUCCUUCGGGAUACACCACUGUAAACUCCACUAUGUUGACCUGCUCGCGGUGCGCAGGCCUGUGUCCUAAGCGGUGUGUGGGAAACAAGACCAUCGACUCGGUAACUUCAGCCCAGGCGAUGCGAGGCUGCACCGUUCUCCAUGGCAACAUGAUCAUCAAGAUACGAGGAGGGAACAACAUAGCUGCUGAGUUAGAGGCUAGUUUGGGCCAGAUCGAGGAGAUCACAGGCUACCUGACUGUGCGCCGAGCCUACGCCCUGGUGUCUCUCUCCUUCCUCCGCAAGCUACGCGUCAUCAGGGGGGAGCAUCUUGAGACAGAUGUUUAUGCCUUCUACGCCCUGGACAACCAGAACCUGCGUGAGCUGUGGGACUGGUCCAAGCACAACCUGACCAUCCAGCGCGGCCGCAUGUUCUUCCACUACAACUCCAAACUUUGCAUGUCUGAAAUCAAAAAGAUGGAGGAGGUAACGGGAACCAAGGAGCACAACCAGAAGAAUGACAUCUCCUUACGCAACAACGGGGACCAAGCCUCCUGUGAGACUAAGACGCUGAAAUUCACUCUGAUCAAGACUUCAGCAGUAAUGAUUAUGUUGAAAUGGGAGCCCUUUUGGCCCUUGGACUUCAGAGACCUGCUGGGAUUUAUGGUCCUCUACAAAGAGGCGCCGUAUAGGAACGUGACGGAGUUCGAUGGGCAGGAUGCGUGUGGCUCUAACAGCUGGGCGAUCGCUGACGUUGAUCCCCCGUCACGACCCACGGACGGCAAGAAGCCCGAUGAUCCAGGACACUUGAUACGACCGCUGAAGCCAUGGACCCAGUACGCCAUCAUGGUCAAAACCCAGCUGUCUUCAUCUGAUGAGCACCAGGUGCAUGGAGCCAAGAGCGAGAUAAUCUACGUCCGCACCAACCCCUCCAAGCCCUCAGUGCCUCUGGACCCGAUUUCUUCUUCCAACUCCUCGUCUCAGAUCAUCCUAAAGUGGAAGCCUCCCACCAGUCCCAAUGGCAACAUAACCCACUACCAGGUUAUCUGUCACAAGCAGCCUGAGAGCAGAGACUUGUACACGUAUGACUACUGCCGACAAGGAAUGAAGCUGCCGUCUCGUACCCCAACCCACCUGGACAGUGAAGACGAGCAGAAGUGGAACCACACCGAUGAGCCUGCGUCGGGCGGCCGGUGCUGCGCCUGCCCCAAGACGGACAACCAGCUGAAGAAGGAGCAGGAGGAGAUAGAGUACCGCAAGACCUUUGAGAAUUACCUCCACAACGAAGUCUUUGAGAGCAGACCGUCCCGGCGGCGACGCUCAGUGGGAGUUGCAAAUUCCACCCAAAAUUCAAAUAUUUUUACCACGACUCCCAGUCUGGAGUCUGGCUUCAUCACAGCAACGCCUGAAGACGAAGGCAAGGACGAGGAGGAAGCCAAGGUGGAGUUGAAGGUUUACUCAAAAGAGUCAACAGUCAUCUCCAACCUGCAACACUUUACCAGUUACAGAAUAGAGAUAAUGGCCUGCAAUGAUCUGACAGAUCCCAAACACUGCAGUAUGGCUUCCUAUGUCAGUGCCCGAACUAUGCCAGAGGAAAAAGCUGACGAUAUCCCGGGCCCUGUGACCCAUGAGAUAGUAACAUCUGAGUCCCCCCAUGUGUUGAUAAAAUGGAAUGCACCACGCUCUCCUAAUGGCCUCAUCAUCCUGUAUGAGGUGUUCUACAGGAAGAUUGGAGACCCAGAGAUUCACGUUUGUGUGCCCCGUGCAGAUUACAACAAGACGGGUGGCGCGAGGCUUUCGCUUUUGCAGCCUGGGAACUACAGCGUGAGGGUCCGCGCCACCUCCUUGGCAGGAAAUGGCUCUUUUACAGAGACCACAUACUUCUUCAUGCCCAACCCGGAUCCUGGUUUAAUUUGGAUCGUGAUCGGUCCGGUCAUCUGCUGCAUCCUGCUGCUCUUUGUUGGAGGUGGAGUGGUGUGGAUGCUUAAGAAGAGGCAAACAGAAGGCCCAACAGGACCUCUCAUCGCCUCCUCCAACCCUGAGUACAUCAGCGCCAACGAUGUGUAUGUUCCUGAUGAAUGGGAAGUGCCCCGGGAGAAGAUCAACCUGCUCAGGGAGCUGGGUCAGGGCUCCUUCGGCAUGGUGUACGAAGGAAUCGCCAAGGACAUUGUCAAAGGAGACCCGGAGACGCGCGUCGCUGUGAAGACAGUCAACGAAUCGGCCAGCCUGCGGGAGAGGAUCGAGUUCCUUAACGAAGCCUCUGUCAUGAAGGCCUUCAGCUGUCACCACGUGGUACGUCUGUUGGGGGUGGUGUCCAAAGGUCAGCCCACCCUGGUAGUGAUGGAGCUGAUGACCCACGGCGACCUCAAGAGCUACCUGCGCAGCCUCAGGCCCGACUCUGAGAACAACCCAUCAGGCCACCCCCCACCUACACUGAAGGAGAUGAUCCAGAUGGCCGCAGAGAUCGCAGACGGCAUGGCUUACCUCAACGCCAAGAAGUUUGUGCACAGAGAUUUGGCUGCCAGGAACUGCAUGGUGGCCGAGGACUUUACUGUCAAGAUUGGAGACUUUGGAAUGACGCGAGACAUCUAUGAGACUGACUACUACCGUAAAGGAGGGAAGGGGCUGCUUCCCGUCAGGUGGAUGGCUCCAGAGUCUCUGAAGGACGGGGUCUUCACGGCUCACUCUGACUGCUGGUCGUUUGGUGUCGUGCUGUGGGAGGUCAGUACGCUGGCAGAGCAGCCCUACCAGGGUCUGUCCAAUGAGCAGGUUCUAAAGUUUGUCAUGGAUGGAGGCUACCUGGACCGUCCAGACAACUGUCCUGAGAGGAUGCACAGCCUGAUGCAGAUGUGCUGGCAGUACAACCCCAAGAUGCGUCCGGCGUUCCACGAGAUCAUCGAGAUGCUGCGGGAGGACCUGCACCCGUCGUUCCAGGAGGUCUCCUUCUUCUACAGCGAGGAGAACAAGGUCCCCGAGACUGAGGAGUUUGACCUGGACCUGGAAAACAUGGAAAGCAUCCCCCUCGACCCGUCCUCAUACUCGCAGAGGGAGGAGAGCUUAAGCAGGGACAGCGGGCCCUCUGUGGCCCUCAGGGGGAACUAUGAGGAGCACGUCCCCUACACACACAUGAACGGUGGCAAGAAAAACGGACGAAUUUUAUCUUUGCCCAGAUCCAGUCCUUCCUAACGUUUCCUGUUUUCUUAAAGAACUUAUUUAAUCUUCCCAGCCUUUCCCACUCGACUUCGUCUUGUAGUCCAUUGUUCUGUAUUCAUCAUGUUCCUCCUGUCAUUUUCUAAUGAUUUUAUUAUUCUUGUAGAAGAACUUCAAAAAUGACACAGAUCUCAGGACCAUACCUUAGCUUAACUCUUUGCUGCCAGACACAGACAAGCAAGAGAUGCAAACGUGGUUAACACGUGGUUAACACUUUUUUUUUUUUACUUCGGACAUCAUGCGUAUUGGUUUUCACUAUUGCCACAUUUCCAGGACUCAUCUUGGCGAAAACAGAGGAAAAAAAACUGUGAACACAACAAACCUUAGACAACCAAGAAGGCUGCUGACGCUCAACUUCCUCAAGGCUUGUCCCUCUUGUCCCCAUCAGAUCUGCAUUUCACGUCGAAGUGACAUCUUUCUAUUCAUAUAGUGGCCUUCUUAUAUGUGGCCUAUAAACAAAGAGAAGUGUCUGUCAGCGCUCAUACUAGUUUCACGUUGAACGAUGACUUAAAUCGUUUUGGUUGGUGGGAUGACUUGCAAAGACUUGAUCCUAGAACAAAAGACCUAUUCCUACAGGAAUGCUAGCUCUCUUUUUUUGGUUCUGCAGAAUUCCAAACUACACACAGAUUCACUGGGUGUUUGGUGAAUAGUUUUAAUUUAUUUGCUUUCGUUGUCAUUUUCUCUCCUUUCCUUCUACCUUUUGAUUUGUGUCCUCACUAUAUGGCUGAAGGAUAUUUAAACAGUUAAGAAUUGGACUGACGAGUUCCUCAGACUGACCAAUAGCUGCUGCUUUGAUGUAUUUUAGUGAUAUAGAAAUAUAGAAAUAUAUAUAUAAUAUAUAUAGUGUAUAUAGAAUAUUGGUGUUUUUAUACCAAUAUUUUAUAUAUAAUAUAAACAUAACAUAUUGAGUUUUUGUAAAUAGUUCUUAUUUGUACGAUUUCUCAUCAGAAGCUUUGCGAAUAUUUUGUUUUGACAGUUUUUCUUUCUGGGGUUUUUAAUUGUUCCUUUUUAUAAGCCCAGAAAUCACACUAAUCUACCAUCAGUGCUCUCUGUGUCUUAGGCUGCUGUCCGGUCUGUCUGUCUGUCUGUCUGUCUGUCUGUCUGUCUGUCUGUCUGUCUGUCUGUCUGUCUGUCUGUCUGUCUGUCUGUCUGUCUGUCUGUCUGUCUGUCUGUCUGUCUGUCUGUCUGUGUGAAUGGGAAAGGAGAAAGCCCUGAAAUAUUGGCAACUCCCUACAUUUUUUAUGAACCUUGUUCCCACUGAGAGCUGUCAAUACUUUGAGGCGCUUUUACAACAGCAAUGAUAAAAACCAACAACAAAAAUGGGAUAAUCGAAAAGGCUUGAUGCAAAAGGGGAAUGAGGGGAGUGGAGGUCCACCUGUUUGGCUCUGGUCAGGUCCCGCUGGAUCGAAGCGUGUGACGUGCUUCAUAUCACAUGUUUCUAUGCGUCGCAGCUGAUUGUCAGCGUCUUUGUUAACUCUCCGCGCUCAGAAUGUGCUGAGAGCUCGUCCCGGCUUCGUGAUUGUACUCGUCCUUGUGCUCGGUGACAGGUCAGCACCAGCUCUCACUAAACUACGGGUCAGGCAGAUAUUUGGUCCUUGGUUCUGUCUGUGGCUGCAGACAGGUCCCCGUCCUGAGGCGUCCUAUUGGCUGCUGAGCUCUCUGUUCAGAAUCAAGCCGGUGGAAAAUUCCACGUUUCGUGGCGUGAGCGCUGGGGAGAAAUGUGGAAAGUUCCAGCUGCGUUCAGAGUCCACAGCAGGUAGCGGCGCGAGGGAGGCCUCUUUCAGUGUGUGUGUGUCAUCCUGCUACUCUCUGCACUAUCACAUGCAGUUAGGCAGCGGGGACGCGGUUUGCAGCAGCGCUGUCACUCAGGCCUGGGUUUUCAGGACGUCACCUCACCACCGCUUGAUCCCCCUUCUUGAUCAUCCAUCAGGACCUAUGUGUUUGAGCCUCUUUCCCGUCUCACACGCCUCUAAAAAUGCCCCCGACAUGUUAACUGUCUUCCUUGUGUUUCCUGCGCUCAUUAACUCACCUCAGCCAUCAGAGUCUCACACCAGAUCCUCCCCAGAUGCUCCCCUCUCGCACUCAAACAGCCAAACAGCAUCCAGCACUUACAGCAUCGCCAAAGUGUUGCCAGCCUUCUGUCAACCACAACAAAACCUACAGAAUCAGAGCGAGCGAAGGCAGAGAAGCUGCCUCUCCUUAUUGUACCAGUGCCUUCUCAAACCCAGAGCCACGCAUGCGCAGACCCAUUGUAAUGGCUAGAGCAACACAGACACACAGACACACACACACACACACACGCACACACACACACACACACACACACACGCACGCACACACACACACACACACACACACACACACACACACACACAGCUCCUCUCUGUUCUUACUUUGUGAGCUUGGCGUCACAUCUGCGUUCGUGUCAUCAGGUCACAGCUUCGUCUUUUCAGGCCGCUCGCUCCUUUUUGUCUCAGCGUCCUGUCCCUCUGAACUUCAAAAACCUAAAAAAAACUUAAAACCUGAAUGAAAAAGAAUCACAAUCAGAAAUACUGCCCAUCGGUAGUUGUGAAAACCUACACUGCAGCCUCAGAAUCAGGACAUAGCUGUUGUCCCCAUCUUGACCUGUCGCUUAUCAUGCAGCCGUGUGCUGUGCUCACGCGUGUGCGCUCUUUAACUCCGACGGUGCCCGUGUGUUGGACACCAGAUGUUUAUUUCAUUCUGAGAGGAAGGCGGUUCGCUGUGUUCCUGUGCCGGCAGAGAGGCUGGUCGUGGGCAGCAGCGCUGGUUCCUGUGGCCUUUGUGUUUGGGCCAGAGUCUACCUCAGCGCAGAUGGAGGACUCCGUGCCCCAUCAUUUCAAAUAGCAUUCUCACCGUGCGGUACCAACACCGCUGAUGAAUUCACUUUCCCCAUCGUCGUUGUGCGUUGACCUUCACUAUAAACAAACCUGUGGACUGUGUGUAGCAGUGGCUCCACUGGUUUCUGGUGACAGUGUGUAUAAUGAUCUGUUCGGCCUAAAGCCCUUCUCACCUCCAGUCUGUCGGCCCAUCUCUUUGUGGUCAAACUGUUAGCAUUGAAAUCCCACCUCACCUCCGGUUGUCCGUCUGUUUUGGUUCUUCGUCGUCUUUUGUAUGUGUGUUUUUUCUACUGUGAAUACCAAGAGAUGACCUUUAUUUUCUGUCAGUGCCAUGGAUCGGGUCUGUUGUGGCUGACCAGGACGCUGGCGGCUGGGCUGGUUUUAAAGUUUUAAACCGAGGAGGACCAUCACUCCCCCUCGCUGCAAAGAAAACAGAGGGUGGACUGGGACAACCCUGUGUGCCAUAAGAACUAUUAACAGACUCGAAAUCUAGAUUGUAACUUCUCGUCUCAGGGAGGCGGCCUGAUGCUUUGUGGUGGGAGGGUGGAGGGGGGAGGAGGGGGAGGAGGACUACCUUCCUGCUGUUUUUUCUACUCUGACUGAAGAGCAAGUUCUCUGCAUCCUCGCAGACAGCAGCCGGCGAUGACAAGGACACAACAACAACAACAACAACAACAACAACAACCCAAACGACCUUGACACAGAUCUGAACCAUUUCUCCCUCUGUGAUGAUUUAUCAGGAAUCCUCUGUCUCCCUGACGUGACGCGGUGUUGACUGCCCUCUAGCGGCUGGAAGGGAGGACUGCGGGUCAGGGGUGGCGAAGCGGACGGGGCCCCUGACCCAUAGUGCCUUGCUCAGACUGACCGGCCACCCGACCCGUCCCUCUCAGUCCGUAUGAGCGGAACCACCACUCACCAGCGUGUCUCCACCAAUCACUGAAGGGGAUUUUUCACCAAACAGAAUGAAAUCGAAAUGUUUUUAUGAAAUUCUGUAUUUUUGGUUUUGUUUUGUUUGUUUGAUGCCCGGACAAAUAGAUUCUGACCGCUCGGUGAGGAAACACUGUAAUUGGGGAUUAUAUGACAGGUGACUUUUACCAAAAAGAGGCCGACCCUGUUGCGUGUCUGCUCUGCUGAGGCCUGGCUCGCUGCCUGCAUGCGUAAUGACUCGUCUCCACCAGCAGGCGGCGCGGUCACUCGAGGCUCGCGCUUCCCUUCAGCCCAUUUUUUGGCCAAAGCACACGCGAAAUCGCACGAUUAGCGGCGAGCGGUUGUGUUACGAUUGGGUUUGGUUUUUUUCCCAAUCGCCCGUUAAAGUGGAAGCGUUACACGUUAAUAAGCUCUUAUCUGUAAAUAGCCCACGGAAAACGAAAGCACUUGAUUUUAGGGGAAGUUUAGGUUUGUUUUGUUGGACUCCGAUGACCUAAAAAGCGAUGGGAUUGAACACGCCAGCAGAGUGAGAACAAAGCAUUGUAUGUAUUAUUGUUUUAAAGAGAAGAAAAAAGUAUUACAUUUUAGAGAUGUUGAUUUCUAUUUUUUUUAGCCAAAGUAGGAAGGGAAAGUAAUUACCCUUUUCUGACUGUAAACUUUUUACUACACUUGUACAUUAUGAAUUUAAAAUUGUUAUCAAUGUGUAUAUAACUUUUUUUCCUCUAAAUUUGAACAGCUAGAUUUCUUUGUUUAUCCUUGUUUGUUCGUGUGCUCGUGACACAAUCCGCCACACAGAGGCGCGCAGCGCGGAGUCUGUCCACGUGUUGAACGGGAGCGGCUCGACUCCGGUCCGAGGACUCGACCCGGUCUAACAUGAACAGCGCGUGGCCUGAGACGUUUCCCGCCCUUAACCCCGUGCAUGUCCUGAAUGUUGGUGAUACGUGCGUUUGGACCGCGUCAGCCAAAAAAAGCCUUUCUCUCCCGUCAAUAAGACGCCACCUGUCUCAGAUGUUGUGUGUAUUGUUUCUGACCAGAUGUGUGUUUAGUACAUGUUUUUUUUUUGCUCAAAAGACUGGAAGACCACUGCUUAUCCUUUUAAUGGAGAGGAAUGGAGUGACGAAAUGCUGAAUAAGCUAAAAAUGAAACUUCACUGGUGUUUCAAACUGUACAUCCAAACCGGAAGUUGUUAAAGGGUUUAGACCCGCGUCUCCAUAAUAAACAUGACGCUGCUGUCAAAACCAAAUCUGCUGAGGAUUUAACACGAUGCACACCAUGGCGCAUUGAGGCGCAGGCCCGUGGUUUCCCGCGCGUUUGAUUGCGUCAGCUCACCCCAUAAACUGCUUGGCGUCGACUCACUGUAACGCGUGACGUCAGAUCCAGAUCGCAGCGUUUCGUGCCGCAGACCUUCAUCCCUCCUUUGAACUGUUAAACGCGUCGGCGAGUGCUGCUGCGUCUCGGCCGACGCUCCUCGCCGUCUGCGUGUGCGGCGACGAACCAGGGGGAAAGCAGCUGGACUUUCAAAGUCCCGUGUCGCUCUGGAGCGUUGCUCUGGUUUACGCGCCCAAAGGUUUCUAUUCGUCUCUGUCCCGUUCUCUGUGCCGUGUGCUGUUUAAAUCAGUGGACUUGUGUCUGUAUCGUCCUCAGUUGACGCCUCGACCGCAGCUCUCUGUCUGAUCGCGCCUCCUCCUCUCGGUCCUUUCUCUCCCUCCUCGGUGCACAUAGGUGGUCCCCAGAAGGCUGUGUGCAGUCCUGCAGGUUACCUCUUCAUUAUUGUCCUGUUUUUAUUUUUUUAUUUUUGUCAGUCGUACAUGCUGAUGUAUUAAUUUCGGGGCUGUGUGCAGACAGCAGCUGUAUAUGUGUGAGUCUGUACAGUACGAACCCGCAGCAACACGAGGACGCUUCAUCCCUCACACUGGAUCCAAAUGUGCCAUUAUCUUUAUAUAUCACAUAUAUCAUAUAUUGAACACACACACAAACACCCACACAGGCAGAGAUACAUGCAUAUUGUACAGGAUCAAAAAUGUGCCAUGACUAAAUGAACGCUUGACAAUUUAUUUUUUCUAUGUUUUCAAAAGGAGAGCCAAGUAGUGACAUGUACAGAAAGUGUUGCAAUGAUAUGAAAAUAAAAAAAACUUGCUGUGUGUAAAUUAUUCAACAAUUAACUGUUUAUAUUAAAAUUAUGAAUAACAUUA
This is a messenger RNA of Betta splendens (Siamese fighting fish), 11491 nucleotides long. RefSeq names its product insulin receptor b (gene insrb). The coding region runs from base 1375 to 5490 and encodes 1371 amino acids. Gene Ontology annotation, biological process: glucose homeostasis; positive regulation of kinase activity; cell surface receptor protein tyrosine kinase signaling pathway. Gene Ontology annotation, cellular component: membrane; axon; insulin receptor complex. The record is from RefSeq and is a predicted model, not a curated record. Gene Ontology annotation, molecular function: insulin receptor substrate binding; ATP binding; insulin receptor activity. Lineage: Eukaryota; Metazoa; Chordata; Actinopteri; Anabantiformes; Osphronemidae. The transcript is spliced from 23 exons.